Stomoxys calcitrans (stable fly) is the source of this 679-nucleotide messenger RNA. It is a transcript of the gene Fdx1, whose product is annotated as adrenodoxin-like protein 1, mitochondrial. Lineage: Eukaryota; Metazoa; Arthropoda; Insecta; Diptera; Muscidae. Gene Ontology annotation, cellular component: mitochondrion. Gene Ontology annotation, biological process: P450-containing electron transport chain; positive regulation of oxidoreductase activity. The transcript is spliced from 4 exons. Bases 32 to 562 code for a protein of 176 amino acids. The record is from RefSeq and is a predicted model, not a curated record. Gene Ontology annotation, molecular function: 2 iron, 2 sulfur cluster binding.
UCAGCUGACAUUGUUUUCCCAUUGCAUUUCCAUGUAUUAUAACCUUCCUUUGGACAAAAUGCUUGUAUUUUUACGUCAGAUUGCCCGUAACAAUUUUCAUAGGAACAUACAGCGACUACGAGAAACAUUUCCUUCAAAAACAAUAUAUACAACACCAAUUCCAAGACACGGCGAAUAUGAAUGGCAAGAUCCCAAGACCGAAGACGAAAUCGUGCGUGUCACAUAUAUUGAUAAAAAUGGAAAACGGAUUGAGGUGAAAGGAAAAGUUGGAGAUAAUGUCCUAUAUUUAGCUCACCGCUAUGAAGUUGAAAUGGAAGGAGCUUGCGAAGCAUCUUUAGCUUGUACCACUUGUCAUGUGUAUGUACACGGAAAUUUUUUGGAUAAAUUGCCGGAAGCAGAUGAGAAGGAAGAUGAUUUAUUGGACAUGGCACCAUUUCUGAGAGAAAACUCAAGGCUAGGAUGUCAAAUAGUUUUAAAUAAAGAAUUAGAUGGCAUUGAAUUGGAACUUCCUAAAGCUACACGAAACUUUUAUGUCGAUGGGCAUAAACCAAAGCCACAUUAAAUUCAAAUUAUUGAGUUACAUCGAAUAUACAUAUUACUAUUAAAUAUUUUGUUGAUCUGUAGAGUACAUAAACAUGUAAAUGCUGUGUAGUACAUUAAACUAUUAAUAGCGUAACAA